Messenger RNA from Schistocerca gregaria, 5283 nucleotides. RefSeq names its product early growth response protein 3 (gene sr). Bases 296 to 2359 code for a protein of 687 amino acids. The transcript has 3 exons. The record is from RefSeq and is a predicted model, not a curated record. Gene Ontology annotation, molecular function: RNA polymerase II cis-regulatory region sequence-specific DNA binding; DNA-binding transcription factor activity, RNA polymerase II-specific. Gene Ontology annotation, biological process: regulation of transcription by RNA polymerase II. NCBI's taxonomy places the organism in Eukaryota, Metazoa, Arthropoda, Insecta, Orthoptera, Acrididae.
ACGCGGCGCGCGCGGCCAGACUUGCGCCAGUGUCAGCUGGCCGCUGCUCUCGGCCGGUCGCUCCGACGGCCUCGUCCUCGCUCGGUGCGCGUCAACCCGGUGGUGGCCGCGCUAGUUGCCGUGGUGGUGGUGCUCCCCAGUGCUCGACCGACCUCCCAUUAUUACGACGAAUUUUUUUUUUUUUUUGUUCUUUCGAAUCGCGCGCUGUGCGUUGUUUGUGCUGGUGGGGGAGGUAUUAUGUGCUGCUGAGCUGGCAUGGGUGGCGCGAGCAGCCGCCGAGGGGCCAGCGGGCGCCAUGCCGGCUGCGACGAUGAGAAGGCUGCGGCCCAACGACGAAGACUCGGCCAGUGAAUCGUCGGAGGAGUUCGUAGACAUCCUGCAGGUGCAGCAGCUGCUGCUGGGGGCGGCGGCGGCGGCCGCGGCCGGCGGGGGUGGCGGGGGUGGCGCCGGGGGUGGAGCCGACCCGCCCGCACCAGCGGUCGCGCCGCACCUCCAUGCGCCCAGCGUCGACGAUCUGCUGGCGCUCUGGCUCGUACCUCCAGGAGGAGGCGCCGCCACUGCGCCCGCCAGCACCUGCUCGCCGCCGACAAUGAUCAUGGACGGCGUCGAGACGCUGGCGCCGCACCCGCCCCUGCUGCACCCGCACCCGCUCUUCCUGCCGGCCGAGAGCGCGGCCGCCGCUGCCGUGGCCGCCGCCGCCCACCAUUUCAACGUGCUCAGCUUCGACUGCCUGUACUCCGGCAAAGACGCGGUAGCGGGCGCGGCCGGCUCGCCUUCCAGCCCGGCCACCGCCGCCUCCGCCGCCGCCUCCUCCACCGUCCCCGCGCCGCUCGCGGCGGAGCCGGCCGCCCCCGAGCCGCAACCCGGAGACCUAAACACGCCCGUCACCACCUCCGGGGACAUUCCGUCCUUCUUCGGCCCGUCCACGGUAGUGGAGCCACCUCCCAUUACAGGUUCGUUGGACCCCGAGGAGCUGUCGCUGGAACCCUCCGCUGCUGGAACGCCGUCAGCCGCGACCGCGAGUCCCGCCCUCGUCGACGCCAAGCCGGAGGCGCGCCUCAGCCCGGAGCCGGGCACGAGCGCCGCCCCCGCGCCCUCCUCCGCCCCCGCCUCCGCCUCCGCCGCCACGCCGGACGAAGAGUCGAGCAACACCGCCGGCAGCACCAUGUACCCCGGAUCGCAGGGCAGGGUCAGCUACAGGGGCAUCUUCACGGCCACCGCGAGCGACCAGUGGCUGACCGACAAGCUGGCGCAGCAGCAGCAACAACAGCAGCAACAGCAGCAGCAGCAGCAGCAGUUCUUCGGUCUGGCGCCGCCGCAGUCGUACCCCGGCAGCCCGGCCAGCGGCGCGUACGAAGAUGUGCGGACCCAGCAGCAGCAGCAAGCGGAGCUGCUGGGGCUGUCCAUGGACAACCUACCGCUGAAGCAGCCGCCCGGCUACCCCAGCUGCGUCAGCGACGUCUCGCAGCAGCCCGAGCUGUACGGCCGGCCGUCGGGCAAGUACCCCUGGCUGGAGCAGCAGGAGUACGCAGCGGCGGCAGCGGCGGGACCCUCCGGGCUCGUCCCCAAGCAGGAGCCGCCCACCUCCGCCGCCGCCGCGGUGGUCGCAGCCGCCGCGGCCGCCGUCUUCGGCGGCGACGUCCAACAGCCGCCGUCGGCGCAGGGCAACGGCGGCGAACAGACGCAGCGCCCGUCGCAGGCGUAUUCCCCUCAGGUGCAGCUCGCCGAGUACAACCCGUCCACCAGCAAGGGCCACGAGAUCCUGUCGCAGGUGUACCAGCAGUCGAACGUGCCGCUCAAGCUGGUGCCGGUGAAGCCGCGGAAGUACCCCAACCGGCCGAGCAAAACGCCGGUGCACGAGCGGCCGUACGCCUGCCCCGUCGAGAACUGCGACCGACGCUUCUCGCGGUCCGACGAGCUGACGAGGCACAUCCGCAUCCACACGGGGCAGAAGCCGUUCCAGUGCCGCAUCUGCAUGCGCUCCUUCUCGCGCUCCGACCACCUCACGACACACAUCCGAACGCACACGGGCGAGAAGCCCUUCAGCUGCGACGUCUGUGGCCGCAAGUUCGCGCGCUCCGACGAGAAGAAGCGGCACGCCAAGGUGCACCUCAAGCAGCGCAUGAAGAAGGAGAGCAAGCUGGUGACGAGCACGUCGACGGCGCAGCAGCAGCAGCAGCAGCAACAGCAACAGCAGCAGCAGCAGCAGCAGCAGGCGCUGCACCACCACCACCACCUGUCGCACCACCACCACGGCCACCCGCACGGCCACCACGGCCACGCACACGGCCACGCGUCGACGAGCGGCAUGCAGCAGGUGGAGGACGCUCUGGCGCUGCCGGUCACGACGUCACUUUGAGCCCCACCUGCCGGCUCCGCAGCCGGGCCACCGCCACCUCCACGAACCGACGGCGAAGGCGAGGCCGAGGCCGAGAUCGACUCCGAACCCGAACACGAAUCCGAACCCGGAGCCGAAACCGAAGGCGACCCCGAACCGAGGGCGGAGCCCGUCGCCCGCCUGUCGCCGGUUCCCACCGACACCCCCGCCCCUCGUCUCGUCUCUUCGCCCUCUGCGUCAGUGAUCCACCUCUUCUCCGACUCCGCCAACCACUUGUGGGUGUACAGGUUCAGGAGCGUCGUUCUCAUUGUUCUCGUCGUCGACUUGGCGGCCGACGACAACGGAAAUGAGACUGAGGACGCAAACGGCGCCGCAGACGCUUAAAAACAAAUGCGAGAAUCUUUUCCCACCCCUCAAGCCCCCGAAAAAGUGUCGGAACCUUACAAACACUUUACCGCGUUGUAAUGGAGCGAACUACGCUACUCCGGAAAUUCCGUGUGUAACAAACAGUUCACUCGCUUCUUUUCGUCAAUUUGGAGAGAAGAAAAUAUAUCUGAAUUGAUGUUGUUGUAAAUGUGUGUGUACGUGUAAACUAUUAUUGUUGUCGUUUCAUAUAUGUAAUGUCUAUACAAGAGACUCGAUGACUGUGGAGAAGUUUCCCCCUUCUUCGACGAAAACAGAGAGAGAGAUGGGCUCGAAGGAAGGCGCUGUGCUGCAUUUUUUUUUUUCUUUUCCUUCUCGGAAGAACCCUGUGGCUGUGUGUGUGUGCAAAAAUCGCGCCCUGCCACGGCAGUCCUAUUUUUGUACAAGUUUCAUUUGCUAAUCGGAUCUUUACAGUUUCUGACACGCCGUGUGUAAUAAUCCGUGCUUUAAGUUGUUUUAAUGCCAGCCGGUUUGCGGCUUUAACAUGUAUAGAGAGAGAGAGAAACAAAAUAACAAAAUGGCUUUAAUUAAUUGAGUAAGGUGAACAAGUAAGAAAAAGGAGAAUAAGCUGUUGUAUUUACAUUUUUGUAACUGUUACAUACUUGAAGUGUUGCCAAAUAACAAAUGUUUUAUCACAAAACAACAUUCCGUAAAUUAGAUUUUUUUACACAAAAGGAAAUUAGUGUCCUUUUUUAUUUUAAAGAAACAGUUGGCUAAGUGUGUAUAAAAAAAGAGGUUGUUCAAAUUACCUGUGGUUGUAAAUUUUUUAAAAGUCUAAAUUAAUGUUGAUGUGGUCGUUUUUACUACCUACAGUCAUACACGCACAGAUGGUGGAGAAAGACGCAUAGUUUUUUGCGAACAGGCCGGCGUAGCCGGGAACUUGCCUUAUUAAAAUUCUGCAUUCAUAUCCAGAGUGUUUAGCAUCAGUAGCGAGCCAAACUGUCCCCAGUCCGUGGCCACGGAGAUUGUCAACUAGCGCUGUCAAUGUUGUAAGUAGGAAAGGCUCUCUGUGUUUCUAUCGGAAUUUACCACUCCACGAGAAUUACUGAUUUUGCACAGAAAACACCUACAGGUUCCAUGCAUACCGUUAGUAGUUUGGCUCCAGUACAUUGGGCUAUUCACUGUUGUAAAAUAUAUUCAUUCACUUCAUUUAGCUGUGCACGUAACGUUAAGUGUUAAUGAUCAAUUUAUCAUCCUUAACCCAUUCCUCCGCUAUGUAAUUAGUGCGGUACCGAUCCUUCUUCCGUGUCUGAGCGUCACCUAUUGGAACGUCUUCAUGGUGCCUCUCAGCUACAGUGGCUAGUUACCGUUCUGUGGUCACGGACGUGCACUGCAAAAUAUUUCCGAUCUCGUUUCGUUGGUGCAUCAAAACUGAGAGAGUCGUGCAUAUGUGUGUGUGAACAAGCUUGCUCCAUCUGCCCCAGUCUCACAAUACAUGUUCGAGAUGAAUAAUUUUCUGUUUCCAAUCUGACAACAAAUUAUAGCUGAAAUUCUUCCACUGUAUUUCCCUUUCUAAAGACUGCCGUAGGUUGGCAAUAGCGAGCUUUAAUUUGCCCCGUGUGGUUUCUGGAUUAAUUCAUACUUGUACGAAUGUGCGUCAUGCGUGUGAACAGUUUCAUGUCAAUUUGCACCCCUUCACAAGCUCAUGUGUGUGUUGAUGAAGCUUUAACCAAAGUCGCGAUGGAUCUCUGCUUCUUCUCAUCCCAAACACAACGAUGCUAAGCAGACUGGCUAUUAAAAAGAGUACAGGAUAGAAGGUUAGAUAGAAAAGAAAGUUUUUCGUAUCGUGUUGCAGUUGUUAUGGUGGAACUUUAACCACCCGAAAAAAAGAAGUGUACAAAUUUUAGGCCUAAAAUGCCAUAGUAGCCAAAUAAAAGGGAUUAAAAUCGUCGAAAUGUGUAUAUAUAUAUAUACAUAUACUAAAACUGAACUGUAAAUAAAUUAUCUCUUUAAAAGUGUAAUAUUGUUGACCUAUUUCUUCUGACUGCUGUUACUAUUGCCACACUUGGCCUCCACUACCCGUGUUUCUAACUGUUGUACAGAAAAAAUCAUAUAUUAAUUCCGCGUUACGUGGUUUAAUUGUUAACAUGUGCUUAGUGAAGAUGAUGUAUUUUCGUGAAAGAAAUUGUGAAACUUAAUAUUUUAAAUGUGAACAGUGUUUUAUUGUCACAACACACCGAAAAAUUUAUGCUGCAGAAACCUCGAUCCUCCUUGUCAAAUAAUUCUGUUACUCGUCACAAUCUAUGCAGGUUACUGAAAUCUCUCGUGAGGCUGUUUUUAUAAAUGUGAUAUUUGGAAACGAAAGAAUUGAUGAAUUUAAAAUGAACAUGUAUCUAUUAUAAAUAGUGAAACACUCACUCAAAAUAUUUAUUUGUACAUUCUCCUGUCUCUGAGCAUUAGAUGUACAAGUUGAUGUUUUCUAUAUGAUCACUUUAAAUGGCUGUAAUGUGUUGUUACAAUGCGAUGGGAGAAUAUGUUGUCAAAUUUAAAAAAAAAGGAAUAUAAAUGCUGAACUAAAAAUA